Messenger RNA from Didymodactylos carnosus, 342 nucleotides. The record is from the annotation of a GenBank genome assembly. Lineage: Eukaryota; Metazoa; Rotifera; Eurotatoria; Philodinida; Philodinidae.
AUGUUCUACAAAGCAACUGAAUCAAUGUAUAAAAGAGGUGUACAUUAUGUCCAGAUACCAUUGGAACGUGAUAUCGAUUUAUUUUUAUGGAAUAGUUUAGCUAAUGCAUUGGAAUCAUUUUGUGAUCGAUGGAGCAGACAUCUGUUAAAUAAUCCAUGUGGUCCACAAUGCUCAAAAGUAAUAGUACUUGAUGGACAUCAGAAAUGUACUCGCAGGCUGUGUCAGUUCGAAGAUGAAUAUAUGGAAAGUACCGAGCUUGGUCGCAUUCCAGUUCUUCUUUCACAAUUCUUUUAUUGCACAAUGCUUUAUUUUAAAGUCUACGCAUACAUUGGUAUUGUUUAA